Molecule: messenger RNA, 747 nt
Organism: Striga asiatica
Lineage: Eukaryota; Viridiplantae; Streptophyta; Magnoliopsida; Lamiales; Orobanchaceae
Source: the annotation of a GenBank genome assembly
AUGUCACCGGAUAAUGUACAAUUCUCAAGUAAAUAUGGAGGACGUGGUGUUUCUAAUGGUCAAAUAGAAGUCCAGAAGCGUGAAUUGAUGACAUUGCGGCCAUCGAAGUAUAUAUGCAGCUCAAUAAUAGACGUUUGGAGCAUAGUGUUGAACCAUAUAGAAUCAGAACGCUCACCAAACUCACCACUCAGAUUCUUCGCUUCAACAAAAACAUGCUUCUUUUUCCCUAUUCAUCACGCCGAACAUUUCUCCCUUAUGUGUUUUGACAUUAAAAAAGUAUAUGUAAGCCACUUUGACAGCUCCACUGCAGCAUUGGACAAUUCACUUGAUGUCAAAUACAAUGACAUUCCAAUGGCACUGGGCAUAAUGUUAUCUCAAUAUUUGGACCAUUGUGGCUUAAUAGAGAAAGCCGUAGCAAUAAGAAAUAUGAAAGUUGAAAGGAUUAAGAUGUCAUGGGGAGAAGAAAUGCACAAGAAAGACACCGGGAUAUGUAUGAUGCGACUCAUGGAAACACAUAUAAGCAAUGCGGUAGAAAACUGGAGGCUUGGUAUAAAACUAAACUGCCAAACACAGUUGAAGUUUCUGAGAGGAAACUAUUGUGCUCCCAUCCUAGCAGCUGAAAAUAAUAUGCUCAAUCAUUUGUGCAUGUCUGUUGCAGACAUGCACUACCAAUUGUCAUUUGAGGAUAGUUCAGUCGAUAUAGUUCCGCCUUGGAUAAAUGAAAUCAUUGUAGAAUAUGAAGAAUAG